This is a messenger RNA of Periophthalmus magnuspinnatus, 1398 nucleotides long. Its product is annotated as signal-transducing adaptor protein 1-like. Bases 83 to 1309 code for a protein of 408 amino acids. The transcript is spliced from 13 exons. Lineage: Eukaryota; Metazoa; Chordata; Actinopteri; Gobiiformes; Gobiidae. The record is from RefSeq and is a predicted model, not a curated record. Gene Ontology annotation, molecular function: signaling adaptor activity.
GAUUUUCAAGAUAUGAAAGAAGAGACAGCUUAAAAGUAAAUCUGCAACAAAAUUAUUUUAAGCCUGUAUUUUCAUACAAGGAAUGGCAAAAAGGACAGGACGCCUCAGACAUCAACUGCCACAUUGUUAUUAUGAAGGUUACUUGGAGAAAAGAUCCUUCAAAGAUAAGACAUCACGGAAGCUGUGGGCCUGUUUAUGUGGAAGCACACUAUUCUUCUUCAAUGACAAAAGAGACUCAGAUUACAUAGAGAAAGUGGAGCUGAGUGAUUUCAUCUCACUGACUGACGACAACAGCCUCGACAGAAACUUAGAUGCAGCCAGAAUGAUCCUCCAGCUCAAACAAGAAACCAUUAACAUCACUGCUUCUAAUGCAGAGGCUAGGGAGCUGUGGAAAGGUUUCAUCUACUCCAUCGCUAAAUUGUCAGUACCUUCGUCUCUGAACCUACUUCCUGGACAGAUCCACAUACUCAAAGAGGCAUUGGACAAGGAGAAACUGAGAUUAGAAAACACCACAUCAGCCGCUAUUGCCAUUGAUGCCAGCUCUAGUCCUUAUGUUAACCCAUUAGCGGACAUGCCUGUCUGUUAUCACAAAGUGAACCGCCUGGAGGCCGAGCUGCUGCUUGAGAGAGAGUCGUCAAAAGGAAACCUGCUCCUGAGACCGUGUGGAAAGGGAGCCUUCGCCGUCACCACGAGACAAGUUCUGGAGAACCCAGAGUUUAAACACUACCGUCUGUCACGAAGGCUUGAAGGAGGCUUUACAAUCGAUGUAGAAGAUCCAAUUCCUUGUGAGACACUACACGACGUAAUCAACUUUUUCAUUCACAAAACAGAAGGUUUAUUGACUCCACUGGUCCUUGAAGAAACGUACGAGAGGAGUAUCUCAUUUAUCCAGUCAGAUUAUGAAAAUGGAGAAAAGAGUAUCCAACGCCCCUCGUCUAGUCCCAUCCCACCAAAUGUUCCUCCAAAACCAGUACGCGUCCCGAGUCCGGAGCCAGAGUCUGUAAAUGAAGAGUGCAUCUACCUGAAUGAUGUUCCGACUGAAGAAGAAAAGACUGUAGACGUCUCCACCACUCCCCCCGCACAAGUCACAGAGGUCACAAAGUCUCUAAAGAAAGCCAUAAUGCCACCUGUUCCUGCGCCUCGGAGAAUGUUAUCCUCCCCUGCAUUAACCCAACAGCCUGCAGCAGCCUGCACUGUCUCCACAGCUCACCCUACAGUCAACAGAGUCAGAUGCAACACCAACCCACUGGGAGAAACCAUAUCUGAGCUCAAGUUGAUACUGGAGAGAAAGUCCAAGUGUCAGCAGUGACUCCUGUUGGUGCCUGUACUACACUACAUCACUAUCAGCUGUUGUAAAGGACCUUCACACACUGCCUGUCACUUCCAGAUGACCUUUGU